This is a messenger RNA of Biomphalaria glabrata, 3060 nucleotides long. Its product is annotated as arginyl-tRNA--protein transferase 1-like. The record is from RefSeq and is a predicted model, not a curated record. Gene Ontology annotation, molecular function: arginyl-tRNA--protein transferase activity. Bases 136 to 1677 code for a protein of 513 amino acids. Gene Ontology annotation, cellular component: cytoplasm. Lineage: Eukaryota; Metazoa; Mollusca; Gastropoda; Planorbidae. The transcript has 10 exons. Gene Ontology annotation, biological process: protein arginylation.
AUUACUCAGUUGCUAUUUGUACUACAGCUCUAGAUUCUAGAUCUACUCAUUGUAACUCAUCUAGUGACAAUCUAGUCUACUGUCUAUUCAAUAAGGAUUUUCUCAUCCACUAAUCCAGCUUAGCUUCAGGUGGCAAUGUCACUAGAAGCUGAUCCCACGAUUGUAGAAUAUUUUUCGGAACAUGAGCGCUACAAAUGUGGUUAUUGCGGCUCGAAAGAUACAAACUAUUCCCAUGGUAUGUGGGCUCAUCAGAUGACAGUCCAAGACUACCAGGAUCUUAUAGAUAGAGGUUGGAGAAGGAGUGGCAAAUAUUGCUAUAAGCCUACAAUGAAUGUCACCUGUUGCCCCCAGUACACCAUAAAAUGUGAUGCUAUAAACUUCAAACUCAGCAAGUCUCACAAAAAGCUUGUUAAAAGGGUCAAUCGUUAUCUUAUCACUGGACGCAAAAGUGGAAUGGAUGACAGUCCUUUGAUUGAUAGGAAGCAAGAGGGGUGCAGGGACGACCCUUUCAAAAGUGUGGAAUGUUCCCUUGCAGAGAAAGCUAAACCCAGUACUCUUGUCUUGCCUUUUGGAGGAGAGAACAAGACAGAAGUUGAUGUCCAAACCAGCAAAAGCAAUACUUCUUCUGCUUCUGAGUCUUCUAGUAGAAAUAUGCUUUCCUCCACCAGUCAGUCCAAAGAAUCUACUAGUAAUAAAAGUAGUUUUAGCAAUAUGUCCACUGAAAAACACAUUCCUAAGCCAGGUCUUGGUCCUGAUCCUAACAAACCACCGUGUAGAAAAUCAAAAGAGAUUAGAGCUGAGCGCAGGUCCAAAAAAGAACAACAAAAGGGAGAUUACCAAAUAAAAGGGAAAAAAAACAAGCCUAUAGCAGAAAAGAGCUUAGAAGAUCUCCUGAGUGAACCAGAUCAUGUAGAGAACCCCGCCCACAAGCUUGAGAUCAUGCUAUUUCGUACUGUUCCCGAGUCUCACCAGAUCCGUAUCACAUUCCAAGAAUCCUUCUCACUCUUCAAGAAAUACCAGAUGCUUGUUCACAGGGAGUCUGAAGAGGAAUGUGACAAGAUAGGCUUUCGAAAUUUUCUUGUGGAGUCCCCCCUAGAGGAUAACCAAGAUACAAUCAGACCCCCUGAUGGGUUUGGCUCAUUCCAUCAACACUACAUACUUGACGGCAAGCUGAUAGCUGUGGGUGUCAUUGAUAUUUUACCUGCCUGUGUCUCCUCUGUGUACCUCUACUAUGAUCCUGACUACAGUUUCCUGGGUUUAGGUGUUUACUCUGCGUUGAGAGAACUGGCUUUGGUUAGAAAACUUCACCAGUCAGUGCCUGCUCUAAAGUACUACUACAUGGGCUUUUAUAUCCACUCUUGUCCUAAGAUGAGAUACAAAGGACAGUUUGUUCCUUCAUUUUUGGCCUGUCCAGUGUCUUACACUUGGGUAUCCAUUGAACAGUGCCGUCCAAAGCUUGAUGCCAGUAAAUACUCUAGACUUUCGGAGUUAGGUGUUGAAGACAAAGACAAAGAUAUAGAUGUCAACCAAGUACUGGUUCUUAACAAGGGAAAUAUACUACCCUAUGGGUUUUUUAAAAUGAUGACAUCAAGAAAUUCUGAUGAGUCAGAAGUCAAAGAGUAUGCUGAAUUUGUUGGGAAAACAUGUGCUGAGCGGAUGCUACUGGUUAGGAAAUAGAGUUGCACUGUAAUUGAUGUAUUUUUCUGAUAUUUAUGGAUUUAGUUUACUUGCUUCAGAUGUCAAGAGUUGGCGGAUGUUUUAAAAUCUCGCCAACCUUAUUAUUUUGUGUUGUAUAGUUUUGCUGGGAGAUCAAUGAAAUUAAGCAAUAUAGCCUUGUCAUAGUAUCAUGUCUAAAUGAACACAUUUUUCAUUUCAUUUUAUUUGUUGCUAGCAAAAACAUUCUCAACAUGUAUGCUAAUGCUUUAUCUGUGAUAUACAUUUAGACUCAUGUAUUUACACUUAAUAUUGAUAUGAAUAUUUUGUGUGUGUAUUUGUGUGUCUGUUUCCUUAUAUAUUUUCUUUUUUUUUAAUCAUGUAAAAUCAUUGCUGUGCCCCUAAGGCAGAAUGUUGUUCCUAAACUGAACUGAUCUGUGGUAUUUUAAAUCAAAAUCACAAGCAUCUGCAACUUUCAGCACUUUUAAUUUCACUGACUGACCUUGAGACUAAAUCUAUUUUCUCUUAACAUUUGUUUAAAAUCACAGAAAUAAUACUUGGCUGUAAGUUUUACUUUUUGGAUUAGAUUAGUCAUCUCUGUUAUAUGACAAUCUCUUUGCACAUUAAUUGUUUGGUGGUGCUAUCCUGAUCAGCUUGUUCAAUUUUCGUGCCAUCAAAGGAAAUAGUAAUAUCUUACCAUUAAUGUUGUUAAAGUUUCACUUAUCAUUGUAGAAUUUCAUUGGAAAAUUAUCACAUUUUGUCCUAAUGGAAAAAUCAAAAUUCUGAGAGGGGACAACUCAUCAAUUUCAUUUAGUUGAAUUUAUUCAAUGUGCCUGCAUGUGGAUGUAUUGUAUAUUAUUAUGCAACCGAAGACAAUAGAUUCCCAAUAAUCAUUGUUUUUAUUACAAGAUUGCCACCAGAAAAUAGACGAAUUAGUACAAAAACGUUUUUAUAAAUAUAUAAAUUUAUGAUUGAUUUUAAUGUUAGGUAUACAAUGGCUUGAUGUGUAUUUGAUGUGCAUAUGUUAAAUUCAUUAGAUAUUGCCAUCACUAAACUGAUAAAUCUUAUCAUUCUUGGCCCCUCUGCUGCUUUGUAGGGUUUCACUUAAUACUGGACUGGCAGUUUAAGAUUAUUUUGUUCAUUUGUUUCACACUGGGGUCAUUGAUGAAUUGGGCCUCUGAGGAGGAAAUAGAAAUGUUUUUGUUGCUGAUCAUUAACAGAAUCAGUGAUCUUCUAAAUCAGCAAUAAUAAGUACAGGAGCUUUUCUAGCUUCCUAAUUCCUGCCUUCUCAUUGGUGAAUAGAGAAUCACUUAACAGUUUUGUAGAGUCUUACAUGUCACUGUAUUAUUAUUGCCUAUGCAUAAGCUAUCAGUCUGAGACAUAUAAAUAUAUAUUUCUUUAAAAAUA